CUCUCUCUCUCUCUCUCUCUCUCUCUCUCUCUUCCUGUGUUGGAGAGCUUUGCUAAUCUGAGAGAGAUGGCAGCAGAGCAGCUGCAGGAAGCAGAGAGGAGAAAUGGGGCAGCGUCGAACGCGAACUACGGGAAGUCGAUCCAGGACUUCGACCCGCCGAAGAAGCCCAAGAGGAACAAGUUCGCCAUGGCCUGCGCAAUCUUGGCUUCCAUGACUUCCAUAUUGCUUGGCUAUGAUAUUGGUGUCAUGAGUGGGGCAGUGAUUUUCAUAAGGAAGGAUAUCAAGAUGACCUAUGUCCAGGAAGAGGUUCUCAUGGGAAUUCUAAACGUCUACUCACUCGUUGGCUCAGCAGCAGCCGGCAGGACCUCCGACUGGAUCGGUCGCAGGUACACCAUUGUACUCGCCGGGGCCAUCUUCUUUGUCGGAGCCCUCCUCAUGGGCUUUGCCACAAACUACGCUUUCCUCAUGUUCGGGCGCUUCGUUGCUGGGGUCGGCGUCGGUUACGCCCUCAUGAUUGCUCCUGUCUACACCGCUGAGGUCUCCCCGGCUUCCGCCAGGGGAUUCCUCACUUCAUUCCCAGAGGUCUUCAUCAACGGUGGAAUACUCCUCGGAUAUGUGUCGAACUAUGCCUUCUCGAAGCUGCCACAGCACCUGGGAUGGCGGUUCAUGCUCGGGAUCGGGGCGCUUCCGUCAAUGGCGAUUGGAUUCAGCAUCAUGGCCAUGCCAGAGUCUCCUCGUUGGCUCGUAAUGCAGGGUCGUCUAGGGGAUGCAAAGCGGGUCCUCUUCAAGACCUCUGACUCCAAGGAGGAAGCCGAGCUGCGCCUCGCCGAUAUUAAGGAAGCCGCCGGGAUCCCCCAGCUGUGUGAAGACGAUGUCGUUCAGGUACCAAAGAGGAACAAGGGGUCCGGGGUGUGGAGGGAGCUGUUCCUCCGCCCGACUCCGGCGGUGCUGCACAUACUGAUCACCGGCGUGGGGAUCCACUUCUUCCAGCAGGCGUCGGGGAUCGACGCGGUGGUCCUCUACAGCCCGGAGAUCUUCACCAGGGCUGGCAUUACCAACUCCGACCUUAAGCUCCUCGCCACGAUCUGCGUCGGCUUCGUCAAGACAUCGUCCAUCCUCAUCGCCACCUUCCUCCUCGACCGCCUCGGCCGCCGCCCGCUCCUCCUGAGCAGUGUCGCCGGGAUGAUAGGCUCCCUCGUCUCCCUCGCCGUCUGCCUCACCAUCAUCGACCAGAGCUCCACGAAACUCAUGUGGGCCAUCGUCCUCGCCCUCCUCUCCACCCUGUCCUACGUCGCCUUCUUCUCCAUCGGGAUGGGGCCCAUCACGUGGGUCUACAGCUCCGAAAUCUUCCCGCUCCGCCUCCGGGCCCAGGGCUGCGCCGCCGGGGUCCUCGUGAACCGCGUCACCAGCGGCGUCCUCACCAUGACCUUCCUCUCCCUCAACAGGGCCAUCACCAUCGGUGGCGCCUUCUUCCUCUACGCCGCCAUCGCCGCCGCCGCCUGGGCUUUCUUCUACACGAUGAUGCCGGAGACGCAGGGGAGGACGCUGGAGGAGAUGGAGAAGCUCUUCGGCCGAUUCUUCCGGUGGAAGACGUCGCUGAGGGACCUCCAAGAGGAGGACAAGAAGGCGGUUAACGGUAACGUUGACGGCGGCCGUAGGGGGGAGGUCCAGUUGGGUGAGGGUACAAAUGGUAAUAGGCAGGGUUAGGCAAGGGCAAUUCGGUAAAUAUAGGUGGCAAGCGAUAUAUAUUGUCGAUGAUGAUGAUGAAGAAAUUAAAUUAUGGAAGAGAAGUCAUCGAAAAAGAUUAUGGAAAAGGAAAAGAAAAAUCAUUUCAACCGAAAAGGGGAAAAAAUGAUAGAAAAUUAGAAAAUUAGGAUGAAAAAUUCCGGUCGCCAUUUUAGUGGGUAAAAUUUACAUUUUUCAAUUUUCGAGACUUGUUAUCAGUGAAAUGGCUUCUCAAUCAUGUAAUGAAAUUAUAUUGACAAAAUUGGAAAUUAUCGCAAGUCUUUCGAUACUA
Punica granatum (pomegranate) is the source of this 2017-nucleotide messenger RNA. Lineage: Eukaryota; Viridiplantae; Streptophyta; Magnoliopsida; Myrtales; Lythraceae. The record is from RefSeq and is a predicted model, not a curated record.